This is a messenger RNA of Nematocida minor, 1896 nucleotides long. RefSeq lists its product as uncharacterized. Bases 1 to 1896 code for a protein of 631 amino acids. Lineage: Eukaryota; Fungi; Microsporidia. The record is from RefSeq and is a predicted model, not a curated record. The transcript has a single exon.
AUGAAUAAAGAACUUAGAAAUAAUUUUUGUGUGGAAAAAUAUCGCAUGGCAAAGGAGUACAGAGUUAAAAGCGCGCAGGGGAGAAAGUCGUACGCAAGGCUCAUAGCCAUCCAGCUGGUCACUGUGGCUCUGUUUGCAAUGCUUGUGCAGAGCAGAGAGAUGAAAAAGCCCAUAGUAAAUAUAAACGAUGGAAUGAAAACGGGCAAGAAUGUGAAGGACGAAAGAACAGAGGGAGUUCCAUCAAAUAGCAGAGGAGUGGAGGAAAGAGACAUAGCAUAUCAGCUCGAUCUAUCCGAGAAAAGCAGCAGAGAGGAGGAAGAAAGCAUCGAAGAAGAAGAGGCUAAGAUUGCCAGCUUUGUGGAGGGAAAGAGAGCUUAUCAUGAUAAAGACUACGAGCUAGCUCUUGAUCUCUUUGAGAAAGCAGAGAAAGAGUACUCUAACUUUGUUUCAGAAAAUAAACAGGAGGAAGUCAGAAGGGCUAUAUCUCUGUACAAGGCCAAGUCUCUGUUCGAUCUGGGGCACUUUUCAGAGACGGCAAAAGAGAUCAUUCACAUGGGCACGCUGGAGAAAGAGGCGAUUGCUCUUCUGCAGAAAGCAGCGGCCUUUGAAAAGCUCAACUUAAACUCAGAUCCAAGCGAGAUCGAUAGAGCUCUGAUGGAGUGCCCAAACUCAGCGCAUCUGCUGGCACUGAGGAUAAAAAUGAGAAUUGCAAAAAAGCUGUACAAGAUUGCAAUGCUUGACAUAGAAAAGCUCAGAGAAAUAAAAUCAAGCGAAGAGAGCGCAAACCACUACGAGAUACAGUGCCACUUCCUCAGCGGAAACUACACUCACGGCUUUAGCCUGCUGAAAGAGCAGAAAGGCUAUGAAAAUCUGCACGAAAAAGCCAGCAAUAUUGUGCAGAAGUACGAAAGCAUAACCAGAUACUACUACAGACCGUCAAGCACCAAUUACAAAAUUCUGCAGAAGUUUAUAGAUAAAGACCUGCUUCUGGCGAAAAUGACGGACUCCAGAUUCACUCCCACUAUAUUCACACACAUUAUAGUAAAGUCUCUGCAGUCUGUCGUUCAAAUGGGGCUCAAGGUGGAUCCUUCAGCUAAGGUAGUAGAAUACUCGGAGAGGCUCCUUAAGGAAGAGGCAGACUCGGGUGCUCCAACAGAGGAGCAGUGGGCAGCCCACAUAAAAGUGCUUAUGGAGAGGAAUAAGUUCGCACAGGCUCUGAACGCCAUCAAAGAGCACAUGGUGAAGGACAGUGCAGAGUAUACAAAGAUAAAAGAAGUGUACAACAAGAAAGUAAAGAUAGCAAGAGAGAAAAAAGACAGAGAAGAUGCUAUCAAAAAGAAGAGAGAACAAGAACAAGAAGAAAAAGAGAAGAAAGCAGCACUUGAGAAAGAGAAAAAGAGAUCGAAGAGAAGAAUGGAAAUUGUGAAGUCAAAGAGAGGAAAAAAGCUGGAUUCCGAGGGGUUUUACAGGUUCCUAAACGUCAAGCACGCUGCACCUAUAGAAGUUGUUCUGAAAGCAUAUAGAGAGCUGAGCAAGAAAGCAAACAUCUCCAGGAGAAAGAGCCAGAAAGACUCCAAGGCUGUUGAGAACUCAAAGCAAAUAAUUAUCCAGGCGAACAAGGCAAAGGAUGUUCUGACAGAUAAAAUCAAGAAAGAAGAGUACGACAGCGGAUACUACAUGACAGAGAAAGAAAAGGAAAUGUGGGGAUACAACGACGAAAUGAUGGACUAUGACAAUGGCGGAGGAUAUGGCGAUCCAUAUGGAGGCCAUGCAGACAUAUUCGAAAUAUUAAUGAAUGGCGGAGGCUUUGGCGGCGGAUUCGGGGGUGGAUUCGGCGGCGGGUACAGUGGCGGAUACAGCGGGGGAGGAACUCGCAGAGUAGUAUAUUACAUGUGA